Messenger RNA from Onychostoma macrolepis, 2673 nucleotides. It is a transcript of the gene fubp1, whose product is annotated as far upstream element (FUSE) binding protein 1. The transcript is spliced from 19 exons. Bases 99 to 2054 code for a protein of 651 amino acids. The record is from RefSeq and is a predicted model, not a curated record. Gene Ontology annotation, biological process: regulation of DNA-templated transcription. Gene Ontology annotation, cellular component: nucleus; cytoplasm. Lineage: Eukaryota; Metazoa; Chordata; Actinopteri; Cypriniformes; Cyprinidae. Gene Ontology annotation, molecular function: mRNA binding.
AAGUGGGAUCAGGAUCGAAGCGGCUGCAGUCAGUUCUUUUCAUCACUCUCGCGCGUACGGCCAUCUUCCUUCAGCUCGAGAAGAUAGUUCCUGCAGACAUGGCCGACUACUCUAACGUGGCUCCACCGUCCUCAAACGCUGGUGGAGGGAUGAACGAUGCUUUUAAAGACGCCCUUCAGAGAGCCAGACAAAUCGCUGCAAAAAUAGGAGGUGAUGGUAUACCCCCCUCUCCAUCAUCCAAUGAGUUUGGUUAUGGAGGACAGAAGAGACCUCUUGAAGAUGGAGAUCAACCUGAAACCAAGAAGGUUCCACCAAGUGAUCCUUUUUCAUCUGUAAUGGGAGGCAUGGGUGGCCCAUCAAGGUCUAUAUCAGAGGAGUUCAAGGUUCCAGAUGGCAUGGUUGGCUUCAUUAUUGGAAGGGGAGGAGAACAGAUUUCAAGAAUACAGCAGGACUCAGGUUGCAAAAUACAGAUUGCUCCCGACAGUGGCGGCAUGCCUGAGAGGUCAGUGACAUUAACAGGCUCACCUGAUUCAAUCCAGGCUGCAAAGAGGUUGCUCACAGACAUUGUAGAGAAAGGUAGACCUUCUCCAGCAUUCCACCACAAUGAUGGACCGGGGAUGUCUGUUCAGGAGGUCAUGAUCCCAGCCUCCAAAGCUGGUCUGGUCAUCGGAAAGGGAGGAGAAACAAUCAAACAGUUACAGGAACGUGCGGGGGUCAAAAUGGUCAUGAUUCAAGAUGGACCCCAAAACACAGGGGCUGAUAAACCACUCAGAAUCUCUGGCGAUCCUUUUAAAGUUCAGCAAGCCAAAGACAUGGUGAUGGAUCUAAUCAGAGAUCAGGGUUUCCGGGAACAGAGAGGAGAGUAUGGUUCUAGAGUAAGCAGUGGAGACAGUCUGGAUGUCCCUGUGCCAAGGUUUGCAGUGGGAAUUGUGAUUGGCAGGAGUGGUGAAAUGAUCAAGAAGAUUCAAAAUGACACUGGUGUGAGGAUUCAGUUCAAACCAGAUGAUGGCUCCACACCAGAGAGGAUCGCUCAGAUUAUGGGGCCUCCAGACAGGGCACAGCACGCAGCAGAUAUCAUAUCUGACUUGCUGAGGAGUGUGCAGGCUGGAGGCCCCCCUGGUCACGGGGGCAGAGGGAGGGGCCGUGGACAGGGAAACUGGAACAUGGGCCCUCCUGGAGGCCUGCAGGAAUUCACUUUCACUGUGCCUACCAUGAAGACCGGCCUCAUUAUUGGCAAAGGGGGUGAAACCAUUAAGAGCAUCAGCCAGCAGUCAGGAGCCAGGAUAGAGUUGCAAAGAAACCCUCCACCUAAUUCGGACCCUAAUAUAAAGAUCUUCACAGUCCGUGGAUCACCCCAACAGAUUGAUUACGCCAGACAGCUGGUUGAGGAGAAGAUUGGAGGUCCAGUUAGCCCUAUGGGUGGCCCUCAUGGUCCACCUGGGCCCCACGGAGGUCCUUCUCAUGGCCCUCCUGGUCCUACAGGACCACCUGCUCCCAUGGGCCCAUACAACCCUGGGCCCUAUGGCCAGGGCCCUCCUGGACCACAUGGUCCUCCAGCACCAUAUCAGCCUCAAGGCUGGGGCAACGGAUACACUCAUUGGCAGCAAGGACAGCCAGAUCCUAAUAAAGCAGCGGCUGAUGCUAAUGCGGCCGCAUGGGCAGCCUAUUAUUCUCAGUACCAGCAGCAGCCCCAGGGCCCCAUGACACCAACAUCAGCAGCCCCUGGCACAGGCCAAACCAAUGGACAAGGUGACCCGCAAGCUCCAGGUCAAAGUGGACAGGCAGAUUACACCAAGGCCUGGGAGGAAUAUUACAAGAAAUUGGGUCAAGCACAGCCUCAGCAGGACUACACCAAGGCAUGGGAAGAGUACUAUAAGAAACAAGGUCAAGCUGCGCCUCAGGCGGCUGCAGCAGCGGCGUCUCAGCCAGGAGGUCAGCCAGAUUACAGUGCAGCGUGGGCAGAAUACUACCGCCAGCAGGCAGCGUACUACGGCCAAGGCGCCCCUCAGGCAAUGGGAGCUGCACCCCAGGCUCAGCAGGUACACUCCCACUAAAACACUCUGCUCUUUGCCUUUUGCGCUCUUUACUUGGUAGAUGUGCAUGUGUAGUUUUGCCCCCCUCCCCACCCCCUUUUUUUUUUUUCUAACAUUUACUUCCACAGGUUCAGCAGGUUUCCAGAUGAGUCGUCGAUACAACACAUAACCAAACUCUUUCCUCCUCAAACAGGCUUUUUAUCUUUUUUUUUUUUUUUGGGAGGUUGUUGGAUAAAUGUUUCUGCUCUUAACAUGUUGUGUAUUUCUUAUGUAUUUCUUCUGCACAGGGCCAGUAAUGUGAAGUGGACAUAAAGUAAAUGCUACAUUGUCAGAAAAAACCUUUGUUAAAUGUUUGGAUGCAGACGCCAUGAUGAAGAUCUUUAUUUCAUUGGUUUGAGUGUUUAAGCUAGAUCGCAGACCAGCUCCAAAGUCAAGUAUAUAUAUAUUUUUUCCUUUUUGUUUUGCCACUCUUGUAAAUGAACGGUUUGUUUUUAGUCGGGUAAUUUUGGUCAUUCCAGCUCCUGUAUCUCCUGUAUCUCAUGUAGUUUUGAGACUAAACUAUAGUCAUUUCCAUGUAAAUCAUCUCAGUUUUAAUAUGAUAUGCCUGUUGUGUUUUGCAAUAAAACAAUGAAACCUCCUG